Baudoinia panamericana UAMH 10762 is the source of this 1188-nucleotide messenger RNA. RefSeq lists its product as uncharacterized. The coding region runs from base 1 to 1188 and encodes 395 amino acids. The transcript has 4 exons. Lineage: Eukaryota; Fungi; Ascomycota; Dothideomycetes; Mycosphaerellales; Teratosphaeriaceae. The record is from RefSeq and is a predicted model, not a curated record.
AUGUCCGUCCUCUUCGGUCAGAUGCAGAACAACAAAGGCGUCAUCCUUCUGUCGCUUAUCGGUCCUGCCGUUCAUGCAACGCUGCCACCAGCUUCAUCAUCGUCGUCGCCAAGCAUGACCUCUGGUCAGAGCUACUCAACAUUAACAGGGGCCGUUGACCCGGAUCAAAUGUGCGGAGACGUUGCUGCUGGGAUUGUCAGUACUGAAUGGUAUGCUCCGACUUCUUAUGCCUUCAACAACCCAUAUUCCACGCCGUUCCCGUCAUCGACCGUUGAGAGCCAACCAUGGACGGCAUAUGCUAAAGCAUCUGUUCCGGAUCUCUCGGGCUCACAGUUCGGAUUGCAGCAGCAGCACUCGUACCCGGCGCACAUGGGCCAUCAACCAUUACCGCCGCACUUCCAAGACCCAAACAGACCGAAGAGUAGUCCCAGCACCUUUGGUCCGAUGCCAGACAGUAUCGCGUGGCCUGCAACAUCAUCAGGACUCGGAAUUCAAUACACGACAGCCGCAGACCCUACUCCAUUAACCUCGACCUUCCCUCCUACUGUCUUCCAAUACCCAGUUGACGAACAAUACAGCGCAUCAACGGCUAGUCCGCCAGAGAUCAGACAUCCACAGCCGCGGAGAUCGUACCCCAACAUUGCACCCAAUCCGGCCGGCGUUGUGACUCUAAAGCGGUCAAGGGAGGAAGAAGACCGUGCCGAAGCCAGCGGCUCUUCCAAGCGCCGCAAACGCACAACCUCCGCUGCCACCGCCGACCUGAGCGAGGGCGACCGCUUCCUGGUGCAACUCAAGGAGGACGAGAAUCUGUCGUGGAAGGACAUCGCUUACCGCUUUGAGACCGAUAGGGGCGAGAGCCCACAGGUCCCUGCGCUGCAGAUGCGGUAUAAACGCCUACGCGAGAAGCACAGGGUUUGGGAGCAACAGGACGUCACAGCAUUAAGACAGGCGUACGAGUACUGGGAGAAGUCCAAGUGGGACAUUAUUAGCACGAGGAUGCUCGAACACGGGGUCCAAGAACGAUGGCCCGCCCGUUUCUGUGCCCGCAAGUGGCAAGAACUCGAGGCGCAGAGUCUAGCUCAGGCGUCGACUGCUGCAGGUCUGCUGCCAGGGAUGAUGCAGACGACACAACAGUUCGCCAGCCCGGUGGAAGCGCCGACGCAUUUCGGCUUUAUGCCACUCCAAUGA